UUGUUUGUAUAGGCUAAGGCCCAAAGGGCUCUUGGAUCGCGCUUCGAGUUUGGACAAUUGGUCAGACUUAGAAUUAUCAGCUCUGCAAGUUCUGAUUUGCGCACCACAACACAAGUCUCCGUUUGGUUGGCAUCAAUCACAUCCGGCAUGGGUGCAGGUCAAGCUAUGAAAAGAAUCCCUCGCAUCAAGUUCCCUCAGAGACAUCCCAAACCUUCUUCUGGUUCUACACCUGAGACUCAAGCUUCGUCUUCAACAACUGAUGUCAGUCUAGCGUUCUUUUCAAGUUCAAAUGCCUCAACCUCAGUUGGAGGGAAGGCCUCUCUUCAACCCAAAAGAACUCCAGUGUCCAAAGAGGAGAUUGAGGCAAUUUUGUUGGGUGGCUGCUUCUAAUCGAGCGUGUUCAAGGGCAGACUAUAUUGUGCACUCAUUUUUUGUGGCUUUAAUUCAUCAUUUUCCAAAGUUUAUGGUUCUUUUUUGUUGCCAAGUGUUGGCAUAAACAAUACAACGAGUUCAAUUGUCAAUAAUUGAUAUACUUAUAGGAUUGAAAUUGUAAACCAUGUUAAAUUUUCCCCUUGUGGAAAUUGAAUAUUGACUCUGGAGAAAAGAAGUUUCAAGUUAUGUCUC
Messenger RNA from Glycine soja, 624 nucleotides. RefSeq lists its product as uncharacterized. The transcript has 3 exons. NCBI's taxonomy places the organism in Eukaryota, Viridiplantae, Streptophyta, Magnoliopsida, Fabales, Fabaceae. The record is from RefSeq and is a predicted model, not a curated record. The coding region runs from base 148 to 390 and encodes 80 amino acids.